Molecule: messenger RNA, 753 nt
Organism: Dothidotthia symphoricarpi CBS 119687
Lineage: Eukaryota; Fungi; Ascomycota; Dothideomycetes; Pleosporales; Dothidotthiaceae
Product: ribonuclease H-like protein
Exons: 2
Coding region: 1-753 (250 amino acids)
Biological process (GO): DNA replication, removal of RNA primer
Molecular function (GO): RNA-DNA hybrid ribonuclease activity; nucleic acid binding
Source: RefSeq, a predicted model, not a curated record
AUGGAUACCUUUGAGCGUGAGUUCCUCGUCGUUCCCGACGGUGUAUUACCGGAAGGUGUCGGGCUCCUUCUUGGUGGCCAAAACCACCAAUCCAGAUUUCCACCUCUUGAUCCAGCAUCAAAUUUUACACGAUUCCUUCCUCCAAAUGCAACCGACACUCCCGAAACUCUAUUUAUGCCUGGAUUCACCAAGUCCUCGAUUCCAGCCCCGCGUUUUACCCGCCAGUCGAAUCUAUCUGAGUUUCUCAUCUACACGGAUGGGGCCUGUAGUGAGAACGGAGAUCAAGAUGCCAGAGGAGGUUGUGCCUUUGUCUAUCGUCCCGAAACAUCUCCCUCGAUGAUUCCAUUUCGACUUGAGUCCCGCAGCCGAACGGGAGAAGCUGUACCUCAGACCAGUAACCGUGCCGAGCUCCGUGCCGUUAUCGCUGCUCUCGGAUUUCGGCUGUGGAAUAACGAGGGAUGCCAACGCCUUGUGAUCGCAACAGACUCAUCUUACGUAGUUGACGGAUCUACAGAAUGGAUCAAGAAAUGGAAGCGAAAUGGAUGGCAGACAUCAACACACAAGCCGGUGAAGAAUCAGGACCUCUGGAAAGAGCUCGUUAAAGCACUCGAGAGAUGGAGUGAAGCAGGGGUAGCAGUACUGUUUUGGCUUAUUCCGAGAAAGCUAAACACAGUGGCAGAUCGUUUAGCAAAGGAAGCUACCGCUCUUACUGACGAAGAGGAUUGGGUAGAAAUCCAGGGAGUAUUGUGCUAA